GCCAUCGUCUCUCGGUGCUAUUUUCCAGGUAAUUUUCACGAAUUUUCUGGGCAAAAACAAUUUUUCUUUUCACGAUGCCGCAAAAUUUAUGACAGGUGUGCUGUGCAAAGACAUAUCCAUCGGACAUAGAGGACAAAUCCAUGGAAAAUGUAGUGAACUUUCCAGGGGAUACUGUUUAUGGGGAAUUGCAGCAUUUGACACAUCCACAAAAAAGUUCCAGUCGCAGAAAAAAUGAGUAAAAGCGAGCAAUUAGUAAAUAUUUAGUUGAUUUAUGGUGCAAAAGUGCAUUGUGGUGAGUGAAGUGAGCCAUGCUGACACUGCUGAGUGAGACGCGUUUCUGGUCAUGCAGGGAGGACAUCAAGAUCAAGGAUACGGAUUUUGGAUGCUACAGGUAUCACACGAAGAAGGAACUCACAACAGAUGAGGGUGUCUACGCGGCAGGGAAGCGCCUCUACGGCCAGAGGCGCGACAUCAAGUUCACCGUGGACAAUAAGGGGGCAACAAAAUUGCGGAAUAGCAUAAGGAAGCUGGAGGAAUUGCUGGAGAAGCACAAGGUGAUCUACUGCCAGUGGAAGGACAACGUUGUGAUGCGAAUGAUGCUCUCAAAUGGGCUUAUUGUUCACAUAUGUGUCAACAUUUUCACGGGUGAGGUGAUGAGAGUGGCCUUCGACAAGUUUUUCCUCGGCAAGAUCGUCUCGGAAUCCAUUACGGAUGUUCUCAUGACGCGCCUCCACAUUCUCAUUGCCUACAAUCAGAAUCAGAUCACUUUUGUGUACCUGCAGAAGCCCACCCUCAAACGUUCAAUGCCCGAAAAGAUUGCCCGAAUGGAACCGAAGAUUUUUAAUAUAAUCAUCGGGGGCCCACAGGGGCGGAAGCUGCCACGUCAAAUCUCCUGCAAUGUCAGCUGCGAUCUCGUGGCCAUCUGGACGCGUUCGUCCCAGAAUGAGGUGUACCCAUGGCGACCGACAGUGCGUGAUCAGGAUCGUGCCAAUAUUCACAUUUACAAACUCAGCCGAGCCAAAUUGGAGCCACUGUGCUUCCACUGGACGGAAAAUGAUCCCAUUUGCAUUGAAUUUGUCCGCCUCAGUGACAAUCAGCUGCGCACGGUUGAGCAGAAAGUUUCCCGGAAGGGUGAAGUGACAAUUGAGAGCUCCGUGUAUGAAAUCAACAAGGUGAAACUCAAUCGGAUUGCCGUAACAUCCAUUCCGCUGCAGACGCAGGUCUGCUGCCACUCCUACAGUCCGGAUCACGAGAAACUCAUGCUGGGCUGCAUCGAUGGGUCCAUUGUGCUCUUUGACGAAGGUCGGGGCAUCACGCAUCUCGUUAAAGCGGCUUUUAUCGCCACGAUGAUUUCAUGGCACUGUGACUCGGGGCUUGUGGUGAUUGCCAAUGAGAGGUGCCAAUUUCAGUGUUUCGACAUCUCCCUCUCGUGCAUAAAGAGCCAAUUGAUCAGCGAAGACUACACACCGUCCAAUAUUCUCGAUGUCUCCAACUAUUUCAGCAAUCAACCGACACUCUCGAAGAUUUGUUGGAACAAGAAGCCUGAUCUUCAUGGGCACACGGAGAAAUUCACUCAAACUGACAGCUUCCUCCUUCUUAUCUUUGAGGGUGGACCCGUGGGGUGUAUGCGCUUCUUCGGUGGCAGUGGGAUGAAAGGGGACAUUCAUACUUCUGGUUUCACGCCGGACGUCUUCGUGCACAGCUACUUGAGUCUCAAUCAGGUGGAGAAGGCCAUAAAUAUCCUACUUUGCCUUAAUUGGGACACCUACGGGGCCAUGUGCUUGAGUAGUCUGCAUAAAAUUGCCAAUUUCAUCUUUCGCCAUCCCCUCACGGCAGAUCGUGAGUUGCAGCUGCAGAAAGCCCUGGGGAGCUUCCAUGUGCCCGUAAAGCCACUGUGUGAGGAGACAGAGUUGGAAUUUGGGGAUCAAGUGAAGGAUAUUACGCGAAAGUUCUUUCAGUACCUUCUGCGGUAUCGAUCGUUUGAGAAGGCAUUCAGUUUGGGUAUUGAUAUCAAUGAUGAGGAUCUCUUUAUGGACCUCCACAAUGCUGCUGUUGCGAAUGGAGAUGGGAGCUUAGCGGAGGAUGCAAUAAGGAAGGCUGAGGAGAUCAUUAAUAAUGUCAAUAGUCGUGAGAGUAGUCAUUCAACAUGUUCACGAUCUUCCUGUUCGCUCUGUACGGAAAAUUCAGUCUCAUCCAGUGAGGAUUUAACGGCAGCAGCAGCUGGAGCACAGAAGCCACCACCGGAUGUUGUGGAGUGCUCCACUGGCGGAGGGAUGACUGAGAAUGAUAAUCUCCUAGCGCCAAGUGUGCCGAAUAAACGACAAGGGAUUCAUGGGGCAUCUGUGACUUCGACGGCAUCCUCAACGUCAUCCUUCAUGGAGCAUCCACCACUUCCGACAGUCUCCUCAACGCCCAAAACAUCCUACAUCCCACCUCUGCCAUACACAUCCAGUAGUCUGCACGAUCAGACAUUCCGCAUAACAAUUCCAAAGCCAGAGCUGAAGAUUUCACGUGCAACCUCCGCCUUUGGGGGCCCCAAUACGAAGACACUUUACAAUUCCCAUGAGGAUAUCUUCCUCACGGAUCCCCCACUUCCGGCAACGAAGACCACGAAGAAAUCUCACGUGGGUGGAAGUCAGCAGAAUCUCCUCGAUGAUGGGGGUACAGGGAGAAUGGGAUGGCGUCCAAAUCUUGGCAAGAAUAGCUUCUCCACCGAUUAUCUCGAUCGUUUCCACGAUACCUACAGUUUCGUUCCGUCUGCAAAGCUUUCAUCCAAUGCGGCAAAACCUCCAAUUGCCCUGCCACGUUCAGUCUUCCCCAAAGAGCACAUGGUGAUUGAUAUUAUCCCGAAACCCUCAUCGAGUGCUCAGCAAACCUCCCGAACAGCCAGUGCAAUUGAUCAAACACUCGGUAUUCCACUCACGUACAAUCCACCCAGCUUCCAUCAUCUCAAGCACACCUUCCCCAGUGUUUCCGCCCUCUAUGGCAGAAGCUCAGGCGCCCAUGCGUCUGGGGGGCUUUCCCGUGCGGAUAGUCUUCAAUCCAUCAAUACAGUGGCAGUGCCAACGGUCAUACAUCAGUAUCCACUGAUUUCCGGCAACAUUCCCGCCGUUUCGUCGACAAAUUCCCCAAAAGCGCACCUCCUGGAGAAUAGUGCAAUAAUAAAUCCAUCAACAAGUGGAAAUUCAUCGUAUCUAAGGAAUACAAAGGAUACAGCCUCCAUCCUCGCGCUCACAUCCCCCUCAGGGAGGGCGCAGGUGAAUCACAUGAGUGCCGGGGGUGGUAAUCAGGGUGCCAAGAAGGAGUCCGGAGAGAAGAAUAAAGUAAAGUUCUCCGAUACGAUCACUGUUGCAGUUGUUCCGGAAAUCCCAAGGAAGGAAAAAUCAUCAGUUCCUAGUGAGAGAUCCAAGAGAUCCAAUGGAUAUCACCAAAUAACUGAUCCUCAGAGGGAAUUGGCCGAUAGCUUGCCCCUUUGUCAUCCCAAUGAUGAAUAUCUCAAGGACUUUACGCCCAUGUCUGACGUUAAACCCGAGGCUGAGAAUGAAGCAAAUCCACGCAAUGCAAAUUCAACGAUUAAAGUUGUUCACUUUGGCGUGGUCUAAAGCAAUAUAAUUGCAAUUUUUACUUUUUUCAAUGAAGAAAUUUUGGAGAUAAUCUCACAGAGUACAAAAUUGAAACAAUCCGUCCAUUUAAAUGCGAAGAUUAAGAUUGGAAAGCUUUAACUUUACAGAGAGGGAGUUUAUUUAAAAGAGAAGAUGCGAUGAGAAAAAGGGAGAAGAGUUUUUUGAAAUGUUGUAUUUUUAAGCUAUAAAACUAUUUUAUAAAUUCUUUUAACUUUA
This is a messenger RNA of Lutzomyia longipalpis, 3839 nucleotides long. RefSeq names its product WD repeat-containing and planar cell polarity effector protein fritz (gene frtz). NCBI's taxonomy places the organism in Eukaryota, Metazoa, Arthropoda, Insecta, Diptera, Psychodidae. The coding region runs from base 309 to 3602 and encodes 1097 amino acids. The transcript has 5 exons. The record is from RefSeq and is a predicted model, not a curated record. Gene Ontology annotation, biological process: cilium organization; establishment of protein localization; nervous system development. Gene Ontology annotation, cellular component: axonemal basal plate. Gene Ontology annotation, molecular function: protein binding.